AUGGAAGAAGCCUUCCAGCCAAAGACAUUCACGGUUCAUCUGGAGAAGGGUGUUUUUCCAACGCCGGUCUGCGCAAAAGACCCCAAGUAUUUCCCGUAUACGCGGAAAUUCGGGCUUCAGUUGGCUUUUGAUGAGUCGCCGUAUCCGCCGCCUGAGGCGUGGACGCCUGAGCGUCGGGGUUCGGCUGAUUCGUUGAUGGUUUGGAAGUGGGUGCGGUUUGGGGCGAGGGAUUUGGGGCCGUGGAAUACUUCGUGGUCGUAG
Molecule: messenger RNA, 261 nt
Organism: Aspergillus chevalieri
Lineage: Eukaryota; Fungi; Ascomycota; Eurotiomycetes; Eurotiales; Aspergillaceae
Exons: 1
Coding region: 1-261 (86 amino acids)
Source: RefSeq, a predicted model, not a curated record